Molecule: messenger RNA, 390 nt
Organism: Procambarus clarkii (red swamp crayfish)
Lineage: Eukaryota; Metazoa; Arthropoda; Malacostraca; Decapoda; Cambaridae
Source: RefSeq, a predicted model, not a curated record
AUGUGGCCGGUGCUAGACCAGGUGUGGAGUCAGAUGUUUGGCCAGGUGUGGAGUCAGAUGCUUGGCCAGGUGUGGAGUCAGGUGCUAGACCAGUGGUGCAGUGACCAGUGGUACGGUGACCAGUGGUAUGGUGACCAGUGGUAUGGUGACCAGUGGUACGGUGACCAGUGGUACGGUGACCAGGGUACGGUGACCAGUGGUACGGUGACCAGUGGUGCAGUGACCAGUGGUACGGUGACCAGUGGUACGGUGACCAGUGGUAUGGUGACCAGUGGUACGGUGACCGGUACGGUGACCAGUGGUACGGUGACCAGUGGUACGGUGACCAGUGGUACGGUGACCAGUGGUACGGUGAUCAAGAAGUACGGUGCUUCCUCACAAGUUACAUCA